AUGGUAACUUACAUUGAAAAUCAUGUAGAAGAGAAUGAACACAUUUUCCGUAGCCAAUAUUCGCCAGUUCCGAUCCCUGAAAACGUGACAUUGCCCGAAUUCGUGCUCCAAAAUGCUGAAUUUUAUGGUGAUAAAGUUGCAUUUGUGGAUGCUGAGAGUGGAAAAGAGGUUACUUAUAAUGAGGUUUCUAGAGACAUAUAUAGAUUUGCAAAGGCUUUAAGGUCUCUUGGUUUGAGAAAAGGGAAUGUUGUGAUUGUUGUACUUCCAAAUGUGGUUGAGUAUGCUAUUGUUGCUUUGGGGAUUAUGGCUUCUGGUGGUGUGUUCUCUGGUGCAAAUCCAACUUCACAUACUUCAGAAAUUAAGAAACAAGUUGAUUCUGCUGAUGCCAAGUUAAUUAUCACAAAUAGUACAACCUAUGAAAAGGUGAAAAGUCUAGGUCUACCUGUCAUUGUCUUAGACGACGAAUUUGUUGAGGAUGCAAUGAACUGGAAGAAACUUCUUGAAGCAGCAGAUAGGGCAGGUGAUGAUCAAAUGAAAGAACCAAUUCACCAAAACGACCUAUGCGCCAUGCCAUUCUCGUCUGGAACGACUGGAAUGUCGAAGGGAGUGAUGCUUACACACAGAAACCUUGUAGCAAAUCUUUGCUCUACACUUUUUGCUGUAGUUCCAGAAAUGAUUGGUAAAGUUACAACAUUAGGGUUAAUUCCAUUCUUUCAUAUUUAUGGCAUCACUGGAAUUUGCUGUGCAACAAUUAGGAACAAAGGAAAAGUUGUAGUUAUGGGAAGAUUUGAUUUGAAGUCAUUUUUGAAUGCUUUGAUUAAGCAUGAGGUUACAUUUGCACCUAUUGUUCCACCUAUUAUUCUUGGAUUGGUUAAAAAUCCUAUUGUGGAUGAGUUUGAUCUAAGUAAGCUUAAACUUCAAGCUGUGAUGACAGCUGCAGCGCCACUUGCACCCGAAUUGCUUACUUCCUUCGAGCAUAAGUUUCCUGGUGUGCUUGUUCAAGAGGCAUAUGGACUAACUGAGCAUAGUUGCAUCACACUUACAUUUGCACAAAAGAAAAGUGGAAAUACUCAUAAAAAUUCAGUUGGUUUCAUUCUUCCAAAUUUGGAAGUCAAAUUCAUUGAUCCUGAAACAGGUAAGUCCCUCCCAAGGAACACACCAGGGGAACUUUGUGUAAGAAGCCAAUGUGUCAUGCAAGGUUACUAUAAGCAAGUUGAUGAGACUAGUCAGACUAUUGACAAGAACGGAUGGCUUCACACCGGUGACGUGGGAUUCAUCGAUGAUGAAGAAAAUGUUUUUAUCGUUGAUCGUAUCAAGGAGUUGAUUAAAUAUAAAGGCUUCCAAGUUGCUCCUGCAGAACUAGAAGCUAUUCUACUGUCUCAUUCCUUGGUCGAAGACGCGGCUGUCGUACCAUUGUCGGAUGAAGAGGCAGGAGAAAUUCCAGCUGCAAGUGUUGUUUUGAGCAAAGGUGCAAAAGAGAGUGAAGAGGACAUUAUGAAAUUUGUUGCUUCUAAUGUUGCUCAUUACAAGAAAGUGAGAGUGGUUCACUUUGUGGAAUCUAUACCAAAAUCUCCUUCUGGUAAAAUAAUGAGGAGGCUUGUCAAAGAGAAGAUGGUGGAGAAGAUUAAGGAAAAUAAUACCUUAGCAAAAUCAAACCCUUGA
This is a messenger RNA of Vicia faba (fava bean), 1662 nucleotides long. NCBI's taxonomy places the organism in Eukaryota, Viridiplantae, Streptophyta, Magnoliopsida, Fabales, Fabaceae. The record is from the annotation of a GenBank genome assembly.